UGUUUAUCUGAACCAGGAAGAUAAAAAGAACAACAGAAAAAGAAAAAGCAGACCAGGAGCAAAACGAUAAGACACAGAUGACUUCGUUGUAGAAGGCGAUUGAACAAAUAGAACAUCUGCUUACAAUGAAGAAUCUCAGGGGAUCUGCAAGGAGUUUUGGAACAGCCAGAUCUGAUAGAGAGAGAGAGAGAGAGAGAGACGCUAGAUCAUGACUUAAGAAGCUGGAAAGAGAAGAAUGUUGUAUGUAUUCAACAUCAUUGUUCCUAGCAUUUGUGUCUGGCUCAAUUUAUGGAGUGGGAAGUGAAAAUAAUAUCCUGGAAGAAGGCAGUAGCCACACUGCUGCCAAGAUUACUUGGUGGACAGUCCAGGGUAAAAAUUGACUCGAAAGAAACUUGAGCUUUUCAUAGAUUUUAGCUUUUGUGGCCGCUAAAAUCGAUACCCAAAUGAGCAUAAACAAAAAUUCUGAAGACCAGUAAAAGUAGCCAUUUCUUGAAGGCAACCCAUGAACAAUGAUAAUUUAGAUAAGUUUUUGUCAAGCUGCUUCUCUUCAGCUUGGCCAACAAAACCUAGAGAUUCUAUAACUCCGAAGCAUUGUGUAGAACUUGGUUUGCUCCAGGAAAAGAUCAUUGUUUAUUGAACUCUGCAUAAUAGCAAUACAAUACAAGUAGUCCUCAUCUUACAACAGUUCAUUUAGUGACCGUUUGAACUUACAAGGGCACUGAAAAAAGUGACAGCAUUUUGCACGCUUACGACCUUUGCAGCAUCCCCAUGGUCACGUGAUUUACAUUCAGAUGCUUGACAGCUGACUCGUAUUUAUGACAGUUGCAGUGUCCCAGGGUCACGGGAUCCCCUUUUGCGACCUUCUGACAAGCAAAGUCAAUGGGGAAGCCAGAUUCACUUAACAACGGUGUUACUAAUUUAACCAACUGCAAGGAUGCAGUUAACAAAUGUGGCAAUACUCAUUUAACAAAAAUUUCUCACUUAACAACAUAAAUGUUGGGCUCAGUUGUGGUCAUAAGUUGAAGACUACCUGUAGACUUUCCUCAGUAGCUGGUAAGUGUGGAUAUGAGGAUUAACAGUUAGUCCAGCAUAUUGACAUGAUGAAAUUAAAUACGGUAGAUUUCUUCUAAUAUAUUGGGCAAGGUUUCUUCUAUGAGCCUUGGUGGCACAGUGGCUAGAGUGCAGUAUUGCAGGCUUACUGCUGCUGGCUGCCUGCAAUUUUGCAGUUCAAAUCCCACCAGGCUCAAGGUUGACUCAGCCGUCCAUUCUUCUGAGGUGGGUAUAAUGAGGACCCAGCUUGUUGGGGGCAAUAGGCUGACUCUGUAAACUGCUUAGAGAGGGCUGAAAAGCAGUGUAAAGCAGUAUAUAAGUCUAAGUACUAUUGCUAAGUGCUAUAUAUUGGUCAAGACAUCUGCAGAUAUAGUUUGGUUACAAUGCUGAAAUCCUUCUAAAAUUAUAAUAUCCAUGGUUUGAUAGCAAAAAACAAAAAAACCAUGGUUCCUAGAAGCACUGAAAUCUACAAGAUUAAUAUCAGGGUUAUCUUCCUAAAAAGGCAGGAUUAUCCCUGCUGACAUUUUGGUUUUGCCAUUGCUAUCACCUUAAUGUUACAUUUGUGUUCAAUACGCAGACCUUAAUGAACUUGUUCAACUGGGUAUCUUUCAGUUUAGAUCAGUGAUUUAUGUUUAAUAAGCCAGGUGGACUUCUUGCACAGCGUGGAAGUAAUCAGUCAUCAACAUCCACAAUUAAAUCUGUUUGUGUGCUAACUUUUGGUGGCAUGAGGACACCACAGUUUUCCUGUGCGCUGCUCCCACUAUCCAUCAAUGAGUUAAAUGCUUCAGCCUUGGCAAACAACUGAGUGUAGCUUUAAGAAAAGAACUUCCCCUUUCCCGGCUGCCCCAGCCAUACCCCCAAUCACAUGAUACCCCAGUCUUUGCUCAGUUGUUGGCAAACGCUGAAGUGUUUUUGGGAGCUCCUGGAUCCUAAUGUAUUUUUCCUCCUUUAAGUUGUACCUUCAGUUUUUUUCUCUUUCCCUUUCCUAGGGGCGAUUAGGCUUUUGGUUUAUUUUUGAUUACCUUCCUUUUCUACCAGGUUUAUUUUCAUCUUUCGUUGCUGGGAUCGGCGCUGUGAGAGCCGGCAGCGCUAAUCAGCUGGGCGGGGGGGCCGCCCACGUUAUCGCCCGGCGCCUUGCUUUUAAAAGGAGCAAGCCGGCUUCACCUCCCGGGUGCGGGACAGCCUCCGCAGCGCCGGAACACAGAGAUCCCGGCCAGAGCACAAAUCACCUGGAUUAGGCAGAGAGCAGCUGCGGAAAGCCCGGCUAGCCUUGCCAUCAGCCGCUACACUACAGAAAGGCUUAAAGCGACGGGUGCACAGUGCGGCAUCUGGUAGGACCCUCGGGCCACCAGUACAUCUUCUGGCACCCCAGCCUCGCGCCACGUGGCGCCCGCCAUUUUGACGGACCCUUGGGCCGCCAUCUUGGUGCAAGAGGCUUCUCCCUGACUGACCUUCCCCUGAGAUUAGGGGCCAGCAGUUCCAGUCGUUGGGGUUGCCUUCAUUCAGUGACCUCCGGGCUCUCAGCAACGGUUGUCAGCAUCGCCAGCUCUUUACCAUCGGGGCAAGCCAUGUCUGACUCUUCCUCCUCAUCGGAGCUGGAGCUGGAAUUGAGCCUGCCUCGCAAGGGGGCCAAAUCAGCCAAAAAGAGCAAUAGCAAAAGGUCUGGGCAUUCCAGCCGAAAGUCCAAGGCAAGCAAGGCGCAGCCUGUCCAGGAUAGGGACGCACUAAGACGCCAUAAUGUGCUGGAAAGACAGUGUGCCAAGGCACAGAGGACACUGGCUACGUCCUUGGCCAGGGAAGCUACUUCCCCCGCACCAGGGGAGCCAGACUCUGCCAUCGCAAGCCCGACGGAACUGGCUCAGACUCCAGUAACCCCGGCCCAGGCCCAGUCGGGCCCUCAGCCAAACGGCCCUCCCCUCUUGACCCCGGUCAGGCCUGAGCCCCUCUCGCCACCGGGGGCAGCACUCAUCUCACCAGGAACACAGGGGGGCCCUUGCCGGCUACGCAACUGGACUUUCAAGCCAUGUUUUCUUCGACUUUAUCCUCGUUCUUGGCUGCAGCUGGCAGCAGGUGUGACAACCACCCCCACACCCGUUCCCGGGUCAAGGGAUGCAGCAUCAGCCCCAGCCCCAAAGUCAGCCUCAUCAAGCAUGAGAAUCCUCUUCUGAUGACUCGGAUCAGGCUGAUGAGGGCCCGGAGGACGUGCAGUUCUCAGAAGACGAGGGACUGAUGCCAGACUCACCGGCCUUCACUGGCCUGUUCCGGCCGGCUUUCUUCAAGUCGCUGCUGCACAAAGCUCACCUCACGACCAACUUGGGAGUGCCCGGGGAGGUCAGGACAUCAUCGCCUGCUACAGUGGGGCCCCACAAUGCCCUCUUCAAAUCCUCUAAACCAGAAAAGGACUGUAUACCUUGUCCACAAUUGUUCACUGACGUGAUCCAGAACUCCUGGGGACAACCAGCCUCCCUGACAACACCCAGUAGCUUGGACAAAAAACUGUAUUGUUCAGCUCCUGAACUGGAUGACCUACUAACGCUUCCAGCAGUUGACCAGCCAGUCACGUCUCUAUCAUCCGCCUCGGUCAUCUCCACGGACGCGCUAGAUGGCCUUAAGGCAGAGGACAAAAGGACGGAGUGGGCAUUCCGCAAGGCACACCAGGAGGCAGCCUGGGCGAUCAGAACUUCUACCGCCAUGUCCUUCUUCAGCAGAGCGGCCCUCAUCUGGCUCCGCCAGAUGCAAGAGAGGCUUCCACCGGAGGACACCAGACUGCAGCAAGACAUAAAUAAAAUAUUUGCUGCUACCAAAUACGCCUCCGAUGCCUCCCUAAACUCGGCAAAGUUUGCAUCAAGAACCUUAGCCUCCACCGUCACGGCGAGGAGACUUUUUUGGCUAUGCCCCUGGAAGGCAGACCUCAAAGCUAAGUGGAAGCUGGCCGCAGCCCCGUACAAGGCACCUGAUCUCUUUGGGGAGGCACUUGAACCAGUCCUAGUCGAAGACAAGGACAAAAGGAAAGUACUUCCUUCGUCUCACCGUCACCAGGAAAGGAGGUACUCACCUUACCCCCUACAACAGCCCUUUCGUACCGGCGCAGGGCCCAGGGGGUCCUUUCCACACCGCUCUAACUACCAAGGCAGCAACUGGGCCCAGGAUAGACAACAGUUCCGCGACAGAGGCAGGAACCAGCAGUCCAAACGUCCAUUCCGUGGAGCCGGUUCCAAAGCCACCAGGAGGGGGAAGUGACUCCCAAGCCGGGGGCCCCAUUGGCGGAAGACUCCUCCUAUUCCAAUGUCAGUGGUCCCGGUCGACCUUGGACUCGUGGGUAAGGCGCACAACUUCAUCUGGACUAUCCAUCGAAUUUUCAGGUCCGCCACCUCAUCGCUUCAUGAGAUGCCCAAUCCCGCAGUCCAGCAAACUUCAGGGUCUAAUGGCCCAGGAACUGACCCAUCUCUUGGAGGUCAGAGCCAUAGAACCGGUCCCACAGAAUCACCAAGGUUCGGGGUUCUAUUCCAGCCUCUUCCUGGUGCCAAAGAACUCCGGUGGUUGGAGGGGCAUCCUCAACUUAAAACGUCUGAACCGGUCCGUUCAAUACCGCAGGUUCAAGAUGCACUCGCUCAAAUCCAUCUUGACAGGGGUGAGACAAGGAGACCUUCUCCAGUCAGUAGACCUUUGAGAGGCCUACCUACACGCAUCCAUCCACCCACGUUGGAAGGGGAGGAGGAACCAUUGGAGCGCCCUCGAGUGUCUAGGUGCCCACGGUACAAUGCCGAAGCAAGAGACCAUCUUUCCUAGGAGGCAGGACAGAUGAAUAAGAGGAACCUUCUUCCUUGUCAGUGUCUGCUGAACCAGAUCUUGGAUGCUCUGGACUCUGUCCGGUGACAAGAAAACCUGUCCCUUGAUCGAGUCUAUCACUGCCCCCAAGUGGAGAAUUUGAGUGGCUCUUCUCGAAAUGGAUUGUAAAGCCGUGGCUUUGGAAUGUUUCCAGGACCAAUUCCAAAUCUCUGACCGCUUGGUUGUGUGAUGAGAGGAUCAGAAUGUCGUCUAAGUAGCAUGCAUUAAAGGUUUCCUACAUGGGGCCACGAACCUACGCCCUCCUACGGUGCACCGUUACCCGUCUUGGGAUCUAUCCCUGGUACUCCGGACAAUGAUGGGCCCUCCAUUUGAGCCAUUAGGAUCUGUUGCCCUCAAGUACCUGGCCUUCAAGGUGACCUUUCUCCUGGCAAUCACCUUGGCACGGAGGGUCUCAGAAAUCGCUGCACUUUCCAUCCAUAAGGACCUUUGCAUAUUCCGAGAUUCGUCGGUGAUUCUACGCCUGGAUCCCACCUUCAUACCAAAGGUGAACACGUUUCACAGGGCCCAGGAACUCAUCUUACUGGAUUUCUGUCCAUCGCCUCAGGACCACAGGGAGAAGCACACUCUUGGCACACUCUUGACGUCUGGCGAGCGUUACGACUGUAUAUACGCAGGACUGCAAGCUUUCGCCACACAGAAGCCCUCCUGGUGUCGUUCAACCCGGCUUCCAUGGGCCAGAAGGUCUCGGCUUCCACGGUCAGCAGAUGGAUCAAGGCCUGCAUUGAGCUAGCGUAUGAACUGAACUCCAGACCACUACUUGGCAAGAUCCUACCCCACUCUACACAUAGCGCAGCCUGGGCUACUCAAGCAUCCGUAGCAGACAUUUGCAGAGUGGCGACCUGGUCUUCGCUGUCCCCGUUCAUUCGCCACUACAGGAUCGACGCCUUUGACUCAGCCGAGGCGUCCUUUGGCCGCAGGGUACUCCAACGAGUCGUGGUGGAUGAGGACACGUUCAGGUAAAACAACGUCCGUUCUCAGGACAGACAGAACUGUUAUGCAAAUCCAGGCCACAUACCUUGCAAUGAAGGAAGGAAAACAAAGAGGAAAAGAAAAGGAGGGAGAGAGGAAGGAAGGAAAUGGGGAUGAGUGAGAAGAGGGAAGGAAGGAAGGAAAUGGGGCUGAGCGAGUGAGGAGGGAAGGAAGGAAGGAAGGAAGGAAGGAAGGAAGGAAGGAAGGAAGGAAGGAAAAGACUAUUUUGAUCACUUUUAAAAAAAUAAUGAAAACAAGAAUCUACUUCCUUUGAUAUGAAAACAUUAUCCCCAGAGGUUGAUAAAGAUCUGUGACAUUUUACAUACACCCCUUGCUUUCUUUUCCUGAAGUGCUGUUAACUGCUGAUUUCUUACUUCAAAUUGAAUGGAUUUUAUUGUUUGUUUCUGGGUGGAAACUUUUUUCCUUCUUUAGGCUUACCAAGCCAAGCCAAGCCCUGCAAACAAAGACUGUUGUGUUAGUCUCAUCUGAACUUCUUCAUUCUUGCCUGAGCAGUUGCAAGGAGAACACAUCCUUUUAUUUACAAUGGAGAGGCAUCCAAUUCCCUGUUGAAAGAACAGAUGGCACACAAGUCAUUUUAAUUUGGGAAAAUUCCUCCUCUAAUCUGCCAGAAAGAAAUAGUGAUUAAAUAAACACUCAACGGUCCCUGGCACUUUCCAAGUUUCAUUUGAAAAUGUGAGUGAAAUGUGAAAUCAGUCAUUUGUUUAUUCCCCAAAGGGCCCUCUCUGAACCCCAUUGUCUGAUUUCAGCUUCCGUGCCUUCCAGCAACACAGCAGAGGUCCCAGGCAAGGUCAGUGCCCAAAGGCAGUCUAGAAGAUCGUUUUCCCCUGCCUGUUGAUCUUUCAAAUAAUUGUUCUCUUCCCCACCUUCUUGGAGCCAAGAGAAAUGAAUGUAACGAAUUAGGGAAAUCUCUUUUGAGGCUCAAAUAACUUCAUUCUACAUGAUGGGGAGAGAUGGUGGUGAUAAGUGAAAUAAUGACUUAGUUAACUGGAUUUAAUUUUCUCACCGCAGACUAUUUCUCUCCAUCUCAAUCUGCUGUUCCUGACAAAAUUCUCUUCCAAGGACAAUUCAGGCCAUAAUUCUGGAUCCAUCAAAUGAAUCCACCGGCUUUCUUCAGCCUUGACACAUUUUCGUACCCAUUUGGAUCGUUAUGGAUGAUUGUUGGAUCCUUAUCCUACGGUUGUACUCUAAAAAGGAGCUGGAGACUCACAGAGAAUUACAGUCCCAUCACAGAGUGAGCCAGAAGAGUCAAUUGCUUUGAACUCCAACCUAUGUCCCCUGAGCAUUGAAAGGCUACCCAUCCUAAAGAUAGGAUUUCUCCUCCUCUCUUCUACAACCCAAUGUCUGGCUCUUAAGAUAGCAAUGAUGGAACCAGGAGCAAAAAAAGCAAGAAGAAAAAAAGAAAAGCCUCCCUUCCCAGGCUCACUUUGCUAACCAUCCUGUACAAUUUAUGUAAUGUCUUGGCAUUAAAUUGAGAAAAUUUGGAGGCAAAUAUAUAGGCCAAGAGAUUUUCAGAUAUAGUUUGGUUACAAUGCUGAAAUCCUUCUAAAAUUAUAAUAUCCAUGGUUUGAUAGCAAAAAAAAAAAAAAAAAUCAAGGUUCCUAGGAGCACUGACAUCUACAAGAUGAAUAUCAGGCAAUGGUUCCUACAAAGGCAGGAUUAUCCCUGCUGACAUUUUGGUUCUGUCAUUGCGCUCACCUUGAUGUUACAUUUGAGUUCAAUGCACAGGCCCUAAUGAAUGUAGUCAGUGUGACUUUUUAAACAUUCUUCAAUGUGGUCUCCUAUCUUGAGCAGGCAACCCCAAGUUUCUUCCAAUUGAUCCUCGUCAGUGAUACUUGAUGGACUAUCCAAGUUUUUCAGGGCAUUCUUAAUGGGCCUCAUCAGCUCUUUGCAUUUGGAGGAAAGAAAAAGCAAAGCUCCGCAUUAGUCGCACAUUAGAAGUAAGGCAGAGGAAAGGGAAACCCCGAUUGAGCCCAUUUGAAUUUGGGGGAAGGGAUCUGCUAUGGGCACCCUCUCAAAAUGGCAGACACAGGAUUCUUCAAAGAAACAUCUGGAGCCACAUAGUAUCAAGCCCCAGUUUGCUGGGCAAGACCAAGGAAGCGAAAGCUAUCCAAAUUUCAGGAUGGGAUUUAACGCUCAUCUGGCAUAGCCAUAAAAUCUUGGAGAUCGUGCAAGAGAUCUCCCAUCUUUCUUGAGGUGAAGGAAUGAUAAUUUUCUUUUGAUCCAGAGUGUGACAGUAGCAGUGUCCUGUGGUCAUACAAUCCCCUUUUGCGACCUUCUGUCAAAGGGGAAGCCAGAUUCACUUAACAACCAGGUUAUUAAUUUAACAACUGCAAUUACUCACUUAACAACGGUAGUAAGAAAGGUCGUAAAAUGGGGGCAAAACUCACCUAAUUUCCCAUUUAACAAACAAGAGAUUUCCCAUCUUUCUUUAGGUGAAUUCAUUAAUGAUAUUUUUGUUUUGAUCCAGAGUAACUGAUUAUUUUAUUAUAUAGGUAGCCCUCAACUUACAACAGCUCAUUUAGCGACCAUUCGAAACUACAAGACUCAUAGUGUUGAAAGUUGCCUGGUCCAAUUCAUCCUCUUUGAUGGGCACAGGCUGACUUCCUGCGGUAGGGAUCCCAGGCUGUUGAAAGACAAGAGCAGAGAGCAUCCCUCAUGAAACAGCCCAGCAUGGGAAGCCACAGAUGCGUCAAUAAGGAAAUGGAAGCAGAUGGACAAAUUGCUGUUGCCAAAGUCAGCUAUUGCAAUAGCAGAGACAAAUGGUUGAUAGUCAGUGGGGCAAGUCAAACAAUUGUUAAUAAUUGUAAAUUGUUUUACAGGAUGGAUGCAGCUGCUGGAGAUGCAGUAGCCUUCACAAAUGGCCAGAAGGCAAAAGUUGGAAGAGGCAGUAUGCAAAUUCCAUAUCUGGAAAAGAGGUUCAAUGAUAUAUUAUGCGUGCCUGAAAUGGAGCAUAAUUUGCUGAGUGUCUCUAGUUUAGACAAGCAAGGAUUUGAGACUACAUUUGCAAAUGGGAGGUGUCUCAUAAAGCAAAACAGGAAUGUAUAUGCACAGGAUAAAGCAGGAUAAUUUUUAUGUGUUGCAGGGACAAAAGAUUCAAUGUACCCUAACAUUUGGAAAUGUGGCACAGCAUGAUUCAUGUGUUCAUCUCUUGCACAGAAAGUUUGGCCAUGCCAGCUUCAGAGUUUUGCAAAAGAUGGACCAGUUUGGAGAAGGAUUGAAGUUAAAGAGAUGUAAAACUGCAAUAUGUAAGUCAUCAAAGUCCAAGGCAUUCCCAGUGAGCAAAAGUAGCACAAGGAAGACAACAAGAGUUCUAGAACUAAUACAUGCAGAUUUGGUUGGGCCAAUGCAAGCCAGUUUGGGAGGAACAAAGUAUGUGCUGGUCAUUGUAGAUGACUACAGCAGGUUUGGUUUCUGCUAUUUACUAAAGAGUAAAACAGAGGUACUACAGAAAUGUAAGCAAUGGGUAAGCUUUGUAGAAAGGAGAUAUGAACAACAGGUAUGUCAGCUGCAGACUGACAGAGGUUCAGAAUUCAAGUCAGCAAAUUUUCAACUGGUUGGGACAGUUAGGAAUAACACAGAUGCACGAAUCCAUACACAGCAGGUGAGAAUGGUGUAGUUGAGAGAUGGAAUGGAGUCUUACAAACCAUGAAGGAUUCACUGCUGGAGGAUUCUGGUCUGAGCAGGUCAUUGGGGUGAAGCUAUGUUGAUUGCUAAUUAUUUAAUUAAUAGACUGGAGUUCAUCAAUUAAUGAUACUCCCAUGUGCUCUGUGUACAUAAAAAGAUAAGAUACAUUUGUCAGGAAUCAUAAGGUACAACACUUAAUGAUAGUCAUAGGGUGCAAAUAAGCAAUCAAAUCAUACUAGGAAACAAUAUCAAUGUAAAUCAUAAGGAUACAAGCGACAAAGUUACAGUCAUGCAGUCAUAAAUUCAUUUUUUCAGUCUGUUAUAAUUUCAAUUAUGGGUGGAGAAGGAAUAAACAUAAAAGAGAGGGGCUUGUUUAGAAUCAUCCAGCUGGCUUUGUGCCCAAGGCAGGACUAGAACUCACAAUCUCCCGGUUUCUAGCCUGGUGCCUUAACUAGGAGAUCAAACCUACUCUGUGUUUUAUGCAUAAAAUCAAUGCAGAAAAACUUGCUUGUCAAGUGGCAGAACCAGUAAUCCCCACAUCUGAUGCCACCGCUUCCUAAAGAAGUUCUUUUUGCAAGCGUUAUAAUUUGGGGUUGCAUCUGUAAAACAUUGACGUGUGUGAAAUUCCUUGUACCUUGUCGGUGAGUUUCAGUUCUGGGUCUGACUUGAUGAGCUCCCAGUUCUCACAUCUGUGCUUAUAAAUCCCACACAGCAAGAAAGAGUCUGGUUGUCUGCGGUAAUUGCGUUCACUGUUGUACUGAUGAUAGGUGAGUUUAUGAGAAAGGUUGCUGGGCUGGGAGUUUCCUGAGUUUCCUGAGCUCUGAUACCUUUCUCUCUGCGCCUGGCGAUCCGUGUACCAGUGAUCCCUCUGCCGAGGGGGGAAGGAAGGGACGGAGAGAGAGAGAGAGAUUGAAGAUUUGGUGGGCAGGCAAAUCACCUUCUCCAUGCUUCCUGAUCCACUUGACCUUUCGAAGCAUCUUCGAUGUGGUCCCCUAUGUUUAGGAGGCAAUCCCGAGUUUCCUCCAGCUGGUUCUCAUCGGUCAUGGAUUCAGGGUUAUCCAGGUGCUUCAAGGACUUCUUGACGGGCCCCAUCAGCUCUUUGCACUUGGAAGAGAG
Messenger RNA from Pantherophis guttatus, 10629 nucleotides. RefSeq lists its product as uncharacterized. The record is from RefSeq and is a predicted model, not a curated record. Lineage: Eukaryota; Metazoa; Chordata; Lepidosauria; Squamata; Colubridae.